CGAACGAUGAGUGCGCUCGGGUCGCCGUCGCCGAGUCGAUUGCCCGCGCUGCUGCUGCUGCUGCUGCUGCUGCCGACGACGACAUCGGCCGUCCAGCGAGCCCGCCUGCCCUUUGCGGCCGAUCGGUGCGUCAGGAGGAGCUUUGCGGUUGUGCUCGCGCAGGACGCCGCCGUUCGAGGCGGCAAGAUCACGGACGACGGCCUGGACUACUCUUUUGCGUACCAGGCUCGGUACGGCGGCUCGAGCGCGUGGCUGACCAACCUGGUCUCCUCCUCCUCCUCGCGCGUCCUCACGCAGAUCUCAGGCCACCUCAGCUCGACCAUCGUGGUCGCCGCCGUCAUCGCGGUCGCGUUCCAAGCGGCGAGUGUGGGGUCGCUGCCAGAGCCGCUCGGCGCGGCCGUCCGGGCGUGCGCGCUGCCGAGCCUGCCGCACGAGGCGGUGGGCAGCAUCAUCGCUCUCCUGCUCGCCUUUCGGACCGGCCAGGCCUACGACCGGUUCUGGGAGGGGAGGCAGCUGUGGGACGGCGUCUACUCGGCGACGCGCGCCCUCGUCCGCCUCACGUCCGCCACGGCGCGCGCGUCCGGGCAGGCGGCGGGAGAGGGCGAGGGCGCGGCGGGCGAGAGCGCGGCGCUCAUCGUCGGCCUGACCGCCGCGUACCCAUACGCGCUCAAGCAGCACCUGCGCGGCGAGCGCGACGUCAGGGAGCUGCUGGAGGCGGCGACGGCGGCGUCGGGCGGCGCGGCAGGCGGCGGCGCGCGCAGGCCUCCCGCGCUGAGGCCGCUCGCCGGGUGCGCGCAGCAGCCCAACCUGCCUCUGGCGGCCACCUCGUCUCAUCUCCCCAUAUCUCCCCAUAUCUCCCCAUAUCUCCCCAUAUCUCCCCCGCCUGCGGAGCGCAUCAAGGGGACGCCGGUGCCGCUCUCGUACUCGCGCCACACGUCGCGCUUCUUCUCCGUCUACACGUUCACGCUGCCGCUCGCGCUGUGUGAGCACAUCGACCUGUGGCUGCUGCCGCCGACAGAACCCUUUGGCCGCGGCCUCACCUCCGACCCCGACCAGCCAGAGGCGGACCAGCUGGAGGUGCUGCCGCUCGGCCGCUACUGCGCCGACAUCGCCUCGGACAUCGCCACCAUCUGGCGGUAUACGGACAACCCGGUGACGAUCGACGACAUGCCAGGCGGCGGCGACGACAUCGACCUGUUCGACGACAUCGAGGUCGCCUAACGCGACGCCUCUCGCCCCGCCGGCGAGUCCGUCUCGCCGCCGGCGCACCGCAGCGUAUGGCCCCCUCUCUGGUCGGGAGGGCGUGGAGAGGCGGUUGAGCUCCUCGGCUUGCGCCGCAACAUAUAUGUCUGCAGAGACCAUGUGAGCUCGCUCGUACCCAAGCAUGCACUGGAUCGUCAGCCCACCUGUUUUUGUCUCACUGCCUCCCUCUCUCUUAAUGUACGUGUGUGUGGACCCCCGCC
Emiliania huxleyi CCMP1516 is the source of this 1463-nucleotide messenger RNA. RefSeq lists its product as hypothetical. Bases 7 to 1221 code for a protein of 404 amino acids. Gene Ontology annotation, molecular function: chloride channel activity. The transcript has 6 exons. NCBI's taxonomy places the organism in Eukaryota, Haptophyta, Isochrysidales, Noelaerhabdaceae. The record is from RefSeq and is a predicted model, not a curated record.